AUGAUUCGAAGGACGAAUUUUGGGUGGUUGUGUGAUGUGGAAAUGGUAAGAGCAUUUGUUUUUAUUUUAUGUUGCGAAGAUCGUUGUUUUCCAACGUGGUUUCGUUUAAGUGGAAUUCUAUUUUCUUAUGUCCGUGUUGGGCCUUGCAGAACCGGCUCAAGUCCUCGCAGCGUGACAAAGUGAGGCAGUUUAUAUCCUUCACUGAGACAAAUGAGAAAACAGCCAUAAACUGCCUCAGCCAAAAUGACUGGAGACUGGAGGUGGCGUCAGAUAGUUAUUUUCAGAAUCCAGAAAGAUAUUUCAUUGAUACAAAACCUUUAGUAGAUAAGAAAAGGAUUUCACAUCUGUUUGAUCGCUAUAAAGGUAGGCACGAUCAUUAUUUCAUUCUUCUAUCUUCCUCUUAUUUUUGCUUAUUUGCAAAGAACUAUCAAAAAUGUCUUGGCGGAUUUAAGACCCUUAAACCGUGUCGUGGAUAUUUUUGUUGGUAUAUUUUACUUAAUAUAUUGGUUUAAAUGACUACAAAAACUUUUUUGUUGUAAAGCCAUAUGAACAGUAAGAGAAUUUUAUAUAAGCCAGAAUAGAUGAAGUAAAUAGUUGUCAUGAGAUGCUAUUCUCCCUCCCCUCCCCCGGUGAUUGGAUACUAGUUCAUUCCUUCAUCACCCCCAGUCUCGUGUCACUUGUACCAUUCUUUAACGUGGGGAAGACAUACCGUUUGGGGCAAAUUUUUUAUCAGGGGUGAUGUUGAUAGUCUCUUAGUUUUCCAUUGUUUUAACCUCUUGUUAGCAACCACUUGACACAUGGUCCGACCUCUAUGCUCACUAAUGUACCAGUCAAGUCUAGAACUGCCCAAGACCCUCCUCAGGGCAUACCCAGGGCAUUUGACUGGAGUUUUGCUUCGUAUGCGGGGAAUUUGACCCAAAAUUAGGCCCUCCCAGUUGGGCAUUUAACUUUCAUGUCAAAAUGCUAGUCAGCUAAAGGAUCUCGUAAUCCUUUCAUUCAGCAUGUGGACUGUGUUCAUGGGUUGUUGCUCCUAUAUUCACUCUUUUGUUGGAGCAUUUGAGAGCCUUUGGCUACCCGAGCAGGCAAGAUGGGUCCAUCUUGCUUGCUCAGGAUUUUCCGCAUCUGUCCUUAAAGAAAGAGUUUUUUCCUUUUAUUAAUCAAGCUUGGUUGGAUCAAUAUGUCGUAUAUUGGCCUCAUUCUUUUAAUUGUGUUUUCAGUGGUGGAUCCAGGGGAGGGGCCCAGGGAGGGGGGGGGGGGGGGGUUCCCCCCCUUUUUUUAGACCAAACUGAGGUGGGAAGGGCUGAAAAAACUUUUUCUGAUACCAGGCCCCCCCUUUUGUCAGGGUCUGGAUGACGGCCCAACCCCCCCCUUAUCUGAAGGUCUGGACCUGCCACUGGUUUUUACUGAAAAUGCAAAAAAGGACUCAACCAAUAUUCAGCCAUCUUGACCUUACACUUGGUCAAUAAUGUAUAUAUCUGGUUACUAAGAAAUUGCAUGCAAUAAGAGCUCUCCUGUGCUUCAGUUUGUCUAAGCAUCACCUCCUAUGAUUGACCAGCUUAAUUAAAUCUUCACAUUUUGAGGAGUCACCUAUGGGAGAUAGAACUGUUAUAUAUACCGACCUCUUACAUCUUACCAUUGUCAUUAGAUCCCUCAGAUGAUGAUAAAAUCAUGGCAGAAGGAAUUGGGCGGUUCUGUGAAGACCUGAAAUUAGAUCCUACCAGUCUUAAAGUACUAAUAAUUGCUUGGAAAUUCAGAGCUGCAACACAGUGUGAAUUUACAAGGAAGGAAUUUAUUGAUGGAAUGGUAGAUCUAGGGUAAGUCAUUGCUUAUUGUUAAACAGCCCAUAUCUUGGGAGUAGUGUUGCUUGGCUGUGUAUAUAAGUAACUGGAGUGGUUAAGUUUUGUUGUUGAUAAGUUUAACUGAAUCCAUGUGAAACGAUGGAACUUUUCAUAAAAGCCCAUUUAAAAAAAAAACAUAAUUCUUAAGAAUGUGCUGAUUCAGCCUUACCAGGGUACAAUAAUUCAAGUCUGACUCAAGUGCCAUCCACCAGAUAAAUCAAUGUCAGGAUUAAAGUACUUAGAAAACCAUUAUAUUAUUUUGUUAUAUAUUGGAUAAUGAUUUAUCCUGUGGAUAGUGUUAUCCACCUUCUGAACAACUGGUAUCUGUUUUGCAUUCCAGUGUUGUACUGAUUCUGCCAACCCAGCCGCAGUAAAUGAAUGAUAUACUCAUGAUUUUUCUUGUGUUAUAGUUGUGACUCCAUCGACAAGCUCAGAAGUAAGCUUCCCAGUUUAGAGGCUGACCUUAGAGACAGUAGCAAAUUUAAAGAUUUAUACCAGUUCACAUUUAAUUUUGCGAAAAAUCCGGGCCAAAAAAGUUUAGGUAAGAUGAAUUUGGUAUUAUUAAUUAAUUUCAUUCGUAAUAAUUAUUAAAAACUCUCUCUCCGCUUGGUCAUAAGAACAUGGUGUGACAGUCUAUGUUGUGUUAUUAGCAACUAGAGAAGUAUUAAAGCUUAGAUGCAAGGGUGUGAUAUUCAAACUCAUUGCAAACAGAUGAGCUUGGAAGUGGUGUCUUAAAGGUUAAUGGUUUGCCACAUGCCAUAAGCCACCCUGAGUUUCUGCUAACCAGCACCAUCACACUGAAAGAAUUCUGUGGAAGCAGCUUACCUGAAAGAAAAAUAAUACCUUAAAAGCCAAACACAGUAUCGCGAGGGAGGAGAGGGUGCAACAAUCUGCGGUGAUUCCUAAGCAAUAGCCGUGCUUUUGAUCCCCAAAGAUCAGCUGAUAGCACCGCACAUAUAAUACAAUACCCCUUAAAGCCACCCUGCAGGUCUUGUACUACUGAUUGGGAAGAUUUCUGAUGCAUUACUAAGCUCAAGUUUAACUUUGCCUAAAUAAUGUUUUAGCUACAUCUUAAUAACAAUGUUCUUCACUGGGUUAACAAUGAACACAGGGAAUCAAGUUGUCAAGAAUUUUAGGUACCAAGUACCAUUACCCUGUGAGCAUAGUUUGCCUUUUCACAACAUGUACAACGCACAAAUAGCAGUGUCUACUGACAAACCAUCCAUUCCUGCCUAGAGAUGUGGAUAAACUGGUUUCUAACUGGCUCUAGACUAGUUGAACUGGUUUCUAACUAGCUCUAGACUGGUUGGUUAUUGCAUUAUGUUUUAGUAACCUUAUUAAAGAUAUUUGCCACUCAUCACUGGAACGUUAAGAGUAGAUUUGGAUUUAUUUGUUGUCUUCUCAGACUUGGAUAUGUCCAUUGCAUAUUGGAAUAUAGUCCUUAAUGGAAGAUUUAAGUUCCUUGAUAUCUGGUGUGAAUUUCUCAUGGUAAGUUCAGGUUUUUGUUCAUAAUAAGUACGACGGUUGAACUUAUUUCAUAACAAAGGGUGCCCACAUCCCAGUACAUUAUUAUUACUCCAAUAUGUACACUUAACAUGUCGUUAAAGCUCUUGUAAGUCUUUUUUCCUUACUUUCUUGUGGAAUCUUUGACAGUGUAUUAUUUCUUACUAAUAAUUACCUCUUUCUUACUUAUCAUGUAUUUUUUAAUUCUCUUAAAGGUAAUACUAACUUAAUCAAGUGGAUGUCGGCAAAACAUUUUGUACAUAGAUCAGCCAUACUUGAGGCUCCCCAAUAGGGAUCUUCAAUCCUGUCAUCCCAACUCAAAUUUUUGCACAAUCCCGUAAUCCCAAUGGCUACAUGUAUGUAUUUUUGAUAUCCCGUGUGAAUACUUUCAAUCCUGAGUCUCGCCCAGAUUUUGCUUUAAAAUCUCACAUCCUGAAAAAUCUAUUGAGAACCCUCAUACUCCUAUCAGUCUGCUCUUUUAUUCUGUAAUUUUCUAAAUUUGAUCUUAUUUUUAUAUGUAGUUUAAAUGUUGUUUUACAGUUCCAUCAUAAAAGGGCAAUAUCCAAAGACACCUGGAACCUUCUCUUAGAUUUCAGUAACAUGAUUGAGGAUGACAUGAGUAAUUAUGAUGAAGAAGGUGAGUUAUGUCUUAAAUGAUUGUUAAAAUAAAAUUAUUUUAGACACAAAUUAUAUGUGUUUUUCCACUUAAGGUGGCUCGACUGGAUUUUUUUGGGGGGAUACCUCCCAAGUUUGAGCAUUAACUCCGUCGCCAUGAGUAAAGAUAUGGGAAAAAAAUUACCACAACUGUAUUAUAUAAAGAUGAAAAUUUCUUAUGAACUGGGUUUUAUUGCAAUCGGAGUCGCCAUAGCAACGUAACGACGCCAUUACGUUUUUUAUUUAUCUUUGUGUUUCUCUGUUCCAAGAGUUUUUUUAAGAAAUCGCUUAAGGGAGUUUGUACCUGCCAUAAUUGCCUCAAUUACAGCAAAUUUUGAACAAAUUCUGUGAGAGCGUUUUUGAGAUAUUUUGAAACGAAGUUUUAAGCAUCAUAAAAACAGUGAAAUAGCAUGCUAUCCACACAAUUAGCUGAAUUUUUAAGAAAAUGAUAAGCUUGGGAAACGCGGCUUCAUCUCAUAGUGGUUUCAAAAUAUUUCGAAAAUGCUCGCAUAGAAUUUGUUCAAACUUUGACAUAAUUGAGGCAAUUGUGGCAGGCACAAACUCCCUAAAGCGAUUUCUUAAAAAAACUCCCGGUACAGAGAAACACAAAGAUAAUUAAAAAACGUAAUGGCGUUGUUACGUUGCCAUGAUGACUUCGAUUGCAAUAAAACCCAGAUCAUAAGAAAUUUUCAUCUUUAUAUAAUACAGUUGUGGUAAUCUUUUCCCCAUAUCUUUACUCAUGGCGACGCAGUUAAUGCUCAAACUUGGGAGGUAUCCUCCCAAAAAAAUCCAGUCGAGCCACCUUAACCAGUAGCCAAAUUCUGUCUUUUUUUCACUGUUUUAUUAAUGCUGAAAUUGAGACUGAUGUUAGCCAAGAAUUGGAUUUGAAAAUAAUUAUUUUAACAUCCUGUUAUUGUUUCAUUGUUUUCAGGGGCAUGGCCUGUGUUAAUAGAUGAAUUUGUAGAGUAUGCCAAACCUAAAGUUACUGGAAAACAAACAACAGUAUAACAGGACUUUAAGACUACUAACAGUCUGCAUCGCAGAUGAAAUCUAACCCUGGUUAGUAACGUCUGCAAAACAGCCUUGAUAUCCUUGUUCUGGGACCACAAUGGACUUAAUUAAUUACCGGAAAUAUGUUUAGAAUUUCCCUUCUACCUGAUUGACUAUAAUGGCUUUUUGACAACAAAUCAUGGUGCAUACUCAAACCUGGGCAGGGCUUGAAAAAGCCCCAUCUGGUAGUUCGGGAUUAGUAGAUUUUCUGGCUGGGCAAGUGACUUUUAAACUGACUUACCCAAAGGGUGAGGUUCCAGGCAAAUCAUCCACAAACAAAAUCAUUAACUAAGAUGAGCGAGAAGUGACCCCAGGCAAGGGAAAUGUGAGAGCUAAUUACCCAAAGGACAAGCUGGAAUUCAAGAGUUUUUUUUUCGAGCCCUGAUGGUAAGCAGCAGGGGACCCAGAACAAGGAUUUUAGCACUGUCUGGCAGAUAGAGUUAACCAGAAGUUUAGUUUUGUCUGAGGUGCAGGGUAUUAGGCAACUAGGUGCACAGAAUCACUCUGCCAGAACCUGGGUACUCUGUGAUCAUCCAUUUUGUACAUGGCAGGCAAAAAAAAUUUGAAAACAAGCAUUUAUUUAUUCAUAUUUGCUUGCCACUUUUGCAGUUUACAGACUGAAGCCCCAUUCACACCAACAAAACAUGAUUGUUUAAUUGUAGCAUUUUAAUCAAAGAAAGUUGGUAUCAGAAAGCUGGAUUAUUGGCUGUGACGUAACAUUUGUGCUAAAUCUGUAGUCAGCAAAAGACUGGAAAGCAGCUUUUGUGAAAAGACACAAUAUUUAUUUUAAACUGUGUGUUUCACUAAGAACUUUUAAAUGUAACUAUUAUUAUAUCAUGGUGUGAAUGGGGCUCUAGCAGACUGGUGCAUUCCUUUUUUGAUAAAAUAAGAGUAAUCCUUAUGGACUAUCCUUUUACAGAACAGUGCUUCUACAGUAACUGCCUUUGCUGCCAAACUAACAUCACUAUAAUAAAUUUGCAUACUUUUGUUUUAGAUAAAGUGAGGGUCCGAGAACUUUGUUGCCCACUUAUUAGCCAUAAGCUCAUGAUCAAGAGCCAUGCCUGUGUCGUUCAAGAAAAUACCCAUACUCAAGAAGGUUUUAUUGGUUUCAUCCCCCUCCCAUCCCCUCCCCUCUGGAAAUUCAAGAUUAGGUGCAUUGAACUGACCUCUGCUUUGAUGUUCAAGCUGAGUCAAACACGUGAAAGAGUUUUUAUUCAAUAUCCAAACGCCUUGAAGAUGAUUCAGCAAAACUGAGCUGUACCUCUUCUUUCCAACCCAAACACUCUAAGUCUCUUGCUUUUAACAUAAUUAUUUUGACUUUUAUAUGCAAUUCACUACUUGAGGUUUGUAGCAGCUGGUGACCUUAUUUCAUCUGAGAGUCAUGCUUCUCAUGCACCUUGUUCCAAAAUGGUGGCGAGUUAUUCUUUCAUCCUAUGAUAAUUGGUCCCCAAAGUAUUCUUUCAAUAUAGAAGUUUUUAAUUCUGUAGAUACAAAUUACCCAGAGUGCUAAAUAACAUAAAUAUCCACGGAAGAAAAGUAAUUUUAUUAUUGGUGCCAUUUUGGAACAAUUUAUAUUUAGUUACUUCAACAAACGUAUGCAAAUUUACUAUAAGUGACCACAUAAAUUAUGUUGUUUCUUAAGGCUGCAUCCCUCAUAGAUACAUGUAAGCCCUGACUGGUGAAUGUGAUGUUAGAUGUAUAUAAUAUUGAUAGCCCAAACAAUAUUUUCAUAUAAAUUUUCAUGUUACAGUAUUGACUUGUAGAUGCCACAGUGGCUGUUGACCUUUUCAAGAUACUUUUCUCUGUGUGGCUAAUUCACUAGAGUUUCUCCCAACAUUGUGAGCCACUGUGUAAAUUUUUUAGUUUAAUACAGGGCUUAGGUAAUAAUAGUGUAACUACUAUGACCUCUGUAACACUAGCAAUCUUUCAGUAUGGUGAAGAGAAGUAAAGUCUCAUUUUCUACC
Messenger RNA from Porites lobata, 7009 nucleotides. Lineage: Eukaryota; Metazoa; Cnidaria; Anthozoa; Scleractinia; Poritidae. The record is from the annotation of a GenBank genome assembly.